Panicum hallii is the source of this 7338-nucleotide messenger RNA. RefSeq names its product actin-related protein 9-like. The coding region runs from base 5987 to 7033 and encodes 348 amino acids. Gene Ontology annotation, molecular function: zinc ion binding; nucleic acid binding. The record is from RefSeq and is a predicted model, not a curated record. NCBI's taxonomy places the organism in Eukaryota, Viridiplantae, Streptophyta, Magnoliopsida, Poales, Poaceae. The transcript has 4 exons.
AAUCUGUACUAUUUACAUUUUUUGGUAAAUGGUGGCAGUAAUCAAACAUGCCCCAAGACCAGCGGAUGCGGAGCACACGACUUAUCUGAUGGUCCCGCUCGUAGUGGGGGGAAAGAAAUCCACACCCAAAAAGCGGGCGAGCAAACCCGCUCCUAGUGGAAGAGGAACAGAGCCUUUGCCUCAACCCCGGCGCCCCACUCUGCCGCGGCGGCCGCCACCGAGAUGGACUACCUCAAGACGGUGGUGCCAUUGUAGCUCAUGGCCGAGCGCGGCUCCAACCUCGUCGUAGUCAUCAACCUAGCGGUUUUGUAGUGUCCCGAUCUCCUAUGAGGACGAUCAGAGCACCACAAUAACAGGAUACAAGAAAUCAGGCAGGAGACAGAGAAUUAGAGGGAGAAUCGUAAAGGAAGGGGAAGAACACGGGAGAGAGAGGAGAGGUUCAGGUGGAGAGUUUUCAUUUCACUUCUUCGAUAACAAGCGAUCAGGCUGUCUCAGUACAUAUAGCACGGCUCAUGGGCCGCAAACACACACACGCACACCGGCAACGGCCCAAGGCCUGAUAACCAGGGAACCCGAAGCAAAACAACCAGACUAACGGAGAUAAACACUACUCAUGUCUGACAUUUUCCCUCCCUUCAGUACCAGCCGGUCCCCAGGUUGGUGCAGACGGAAACCGAGACUUCAAACUGUAGUAAUCUUCCCAUGUAGACAUCUCAGGAGGCAGACCACUCCACUGUACUUGAACCUGAGUGAUGGCAGUAUCGCCUUUCUUCACCAGGUGUCUGUCCAGGAUAGUUCAGGCACCACAUCCACUGUGUCCAGAGAUGGGAAUGUAGGAAUCUUUGAAAACACAGGAGUAUGGUCAGGCACAGAAUGUUUCAGUUGCGACACAUGGAAGACUGGAUGGACUUAGCAAGAGCAGGCAGCUCCAAUUUGUAAGCAGUGUUGCCAAUCUUCUCCAGAAUCUUGUAGGGGCCGAAAUAUUUGAAUGCUAGUUUUGGGAAGGGCCUGUUAGCCACAGAGGAUUGGGCAUACGGCUGCAGCUUGAGGAAAACUGAGUCACCCAACUGAAAUUGCCUUGGUGAUCUGUUCUUAUCAGCGAAUGAUUUCAUCUUCUGCUGUGCCCUGUGCAGGUUCUCCUUAAGUGUAGCCAGGAGAAGUUGUCUGUCUUGCAGCAGAACAACAGCCUCAUAUGGGUCAUCUUCAGAGUUUGUGGGAGGUGCAGGCAAAGUUCCCGGGUUAUGAUCAACUCCAUAUAAAGAUUUGAACGGUGAGCACUUGAGGGCAGAAUGACAGCUAGAAUUGUACCACAACUCUGCAGAGGAAAGCCACUUAUGCCACUUAGUGGGUGAGUCAUGAACAGCACACCGAAGAAACAUCUCAAGACACUGAUUGAUCCUCUCGGUCUUUCCAUCUGUUUGUGGGUGGUAUGCCGAGCUCAUAAGCAGUUUGGUACCCAACAAGUUGAACAACUCUUGCCAAAAUGAUGCAGUAAAAACUUUGUCAUGAUCUGACACGAUGGUAUGUGGAACCCCAUGAAGCUUGACCACAUUGUCAAAGAAUAAUUGAACCACAGUCUUUGUAGAAUAAAGAUGUUUCAGAGGGUAGAAGUGUGCAUACUUUGUGAAUCUGUCAACUACCACCAGAAUCACUGAAUAAGAGUCAGACUUUGGCAGGCCUUCGAUAAAAUCCAUGGAGAGAUCCUUCCAGGAGUCUGCAGAAAUUGGCAGGGGCUGCAACAACCGUGGAUAUUUACAAUGUUCAUGCUUAGCCUGCUGACAAAUUUGGCACUGCUUCACAAAAGAUUACAUAUCAUGUUUGAGACCAUGCCAAUAAAAGAGCUUCUUUAUCCUCUGAUAUGUAGCCUGCACUCCUGAAUGCCCACCAAUUGCAGAAGCAUGAAAUACAGAAAUUAUCUUGGUCUGCAAGGCUGUGUUGCUGCCUACCCAGACUUGUUGUAUCUUGUAUAUCAGACCAUUUUUCAGGGAAAAGCCAUGAGAAUUGGGACUAACCACAGCCAACUCAGUAAGCAGUUGCUGAGCAUUUACAUCAGUAGCAUAUGAAUUAACCACCUCUUGCAACCAGACUGGAGUGCCACAAGAAAUUGCAGAACAUUCAAAUGCAUGUCCCACCCUAGACAAUGCAGCAGCCACCUUAUUCUCUGCCCCUUUCUUGUAUUGUAGUUUGAACUGUAGCCCAGCCAACUUAGCCAUUGCCUUCUUUUGCCAGUCAGUGGAUAGGGUUUGAUCUUGAAGAUGACAGAGGCUCCUGUGAUCAGUCCUUAUGGUGAACUGCCCUCUCUGUAGAUAGCACCUUCAUUUGUCAACAACCAUUAGAAUUGCAAUGAAUUCUUUUUCAUAUAUGGACAGCUUUUGAUUGAUGACCCCAAGUGCUUUGCUGUAAAAAGCCACAGGAUGGCCAUUCUGAGAUAGGACAGCACCCACUCCUGUGUCACAUACAUCGGUUUCUAUCUCAAAUGGUUCUUGAAAGUUUGGCAAGGACAAGACUGGUGUGGUAGACAUUGCCUGUUUUAGCUGCUCAAAGGCCAGUUGAGCUGUCUCGGACCACUGAAAGGAUUUGAGUUUCAACAGACUUGUUAGGGGUUUAGCAAUAAUACCAUAAUUGCGCACAAACUUCCUAUAAUAACCAGUGAGACCAAGAAAUCCCCUGAGCUCAGUUGCUGUGGUAGUCCAACUUGGUUUGAGCAAAGGAACACUUGCUAUAUUUGGCCACCAACUGAUGUUGCUUUAACACUUGGAACACCAGCUCGAGAUGCUCAGCAUGAGCUUCCAAAGAUGGGCUAUAGAUGAGAAUAUCAUCCAUGAACUAUAGCACAAAUUUCCUCAAGUAAGGUGCAAAUAUGGCAUUCAUGAGGCACUGAAAUGUGGCAGGGGCAUUAGUGAGCCCAAAUGGCAUGACCUUAAACUGAAAGUGCCCAUGAUGGGUUUUGAGUGCUGUUUUAUAUUCAUCACCGGGUAACAUUAUGAUCUGGUGGAACCCUGAUUUCAUGUCCAAUUUAGCAAAAUACUUAGCACCAGCAAGCUCAUCAAGCAGCACAUCUAUGAUAGGCAUUGGAAACUUGUUCUUGACAGUGAUCUCAUUGAGCUUCCUAUAAUCUACACAGAAUCUCCAUGAGCCAUCCUUUUGCUUAACCAAAAAAACUGGUGAGGCAAAUGGACUGUGCUAGGAGUGAUAAGACCAGCAGCCAACAUCUCACCCACUUGCUUCUCAAUUUCAUCUUUCUGAAGUGGUGAGUACCUAUAAGGUCUCGAGUUUACUGGGGUGGCCUGAGGAACCAAAGGGAUAGCAUGAUCAUUAAGUCUGGAUGGGGGCAAUGUCUUGGGAUCUUGAAACACUAAGGCAUAUUCAGUGAUCAGUUUCUGAAUAAUAACAGGGACAACAGGGGCUGUAGAAGUGGGAUCAUCCUCAGCAAGAGAGACAACUGCCAGUGCCCAAAUGUCAUGGCCUCUGCAAGAUUUAUAUAGCUGCGCAGCAGAUAUCUCAGAUAAAUGACAAGUGGACUGGGACCAAAUCCCCUGCAAUCUGAUCAAGGAGUAAUGAUGGGUGAACUCCACCCACUUGUCAUGCCAAUCACAAUUCAUGGGCCUAAACUGCUCCAACCAGUCCAUCCCAAGGACCAUGUCAUAAGCCCCCAAAGGUAGAACCAAGGCAUCAGCUGUGAAAGUGUGCCCCUGCACCCACCAAGAAAAAUUCUUCACAGCUUGGGAACAGAGAAUGGUCUGACCAUUUGCCACUUUAACUUCCGUAGGAGUGAUAUCAACCACAGUGCAAGAUAUCUUGUCAAGCAACCCAACAUUGAUAAAAGUAUGAGAACUCCCAGUGUCAAGCAAUUGCAGGACCACCUGAUUCCUGGCCAGGCCCCUGAACUUAGUAAGCCUGGGCUUACCACCACCAGAUAUAGCAUUUAAUGAAACAAAAAUGUCCUCAGGGUUGUACACAGAGGGAGGGGACUCUAAUAAAUCCAAGACCUCAUCAGACAAGAUAAAGCCACCAUCCCUCCAUCUUCUAUAGCAAUAUAAUUCAGGGCCGGAUUUGCAGGUUGUUUGCACUUGUGGUUUGGAACAAGUUUCUCACCACACUUGGAAGUACAGACCAUUGAGUCUCCUGAACUCUUUCAACUGUCUGGCCUUCCAGAGAUGUCUGGCCUUCCAGAGAUCACCAGUUGGUGGUUGUGUAGGAGAAUCAGCUUUGCUGGAAGAAGGACUUCUAGGAGUAGCAUGUUUGUAGUAGGGCUUUUUCUGUCGGAGUACCAACCCUUCCUGUAUGGCAGCCAAUGUGGCAGCCUUGCCAAGAGUGUUAGGGAUUUGUAACUCCACUGCUGCUCGCAACUCAUCCUUGAGACCCAGCACAAACUGUGAUAUGAGAAAUGUUUUGCUGAUUGUCUUGUCAUACAAACGGAUGUGGUAGACCAACUGCUCAAAGGAUUUUCUAUAGUCUUCCACAGAAUCAAGCUGUUUCAGAGAUAGUAGUUCCAUGAUUUUAUCCCUAUGGGUAGUGACUUCAAACUCGGCUAAGACCGCUCUGAAACUGAUCCCAACUCAGCACACCAUAAGAAUCCUCAUAGGCCUGAAACCAAUGAGCAGUGCGACCAUCCAGGUACAUAGUGGCAGCAGUAACCUUAAACCCCUCUGGAAUCUGAAACAUGGUGAAAUAAGCAAUACACUUGUCUAGCCAAAUUCUAACAUCUGUUCCAUCAAAGCGAGGAAAAUCCAACUUAGCUAACCAAGGACGCCGAGCACCAGAAUCAUCAGAAAUCCCAGCAGAACGAGAGGUAAUGGCUCCUACCAGAACAAUCUGACUACCAACCCCAGGAGCUCCAGUGGCAUCUGACACCGAAGUAUUCAGAUCAGGCAACACAGGGGAUAGGGGAAAUAUCACCAGAGGAGGAUGGUACUGCGGCGGUGGCGGCGGCGGAAAUGUUGGGUGACUUCCCAUCAAUCCCGGGCCAUCGCGACCCGGAAUCGUCAGCUUCGGCAGCGCGGAUCCCUUCAGAGUGCGAGCCAUCUGCUGCUGCUCCUGCUGUACGGUACCCAGAGAAGUCAUCGCCAAGUCCACCUUCUUCUGUACCUGAUCGAGGCGACCAGCUUGGUCGGAGAUCUUGUUGGUUAAGUCCGUGAGCUGCUCCUUCUGUUGGAAUAUUUAGGCCCAAUAGUGCAAAGGUCCACCAUGUAAAUCCAAAUAAUUCCAAUAAAAUCUCAAAGGUCCAUUAGUGCAAAGGUGCAUCGCAACAAUUUAGUCCUACCUUGCUAGUGGAGGUGGAGGAAAUCCAACUUAAAUAGUUGGAUGCUCUCCAUGCUCUUGCAAGUGUGGGUGAGAAAGAAGGAAGAACACGCGCGCGCUCGCUCGCCUCGCGGGGCUCGGGCUCGGGUGAAGGGGGCGCGCACGCGACAUGCGCGUGAAUGGUCCACCAAAAAUCCGAUCCAAUCCUUGCAGGAACGCGGCUUCCUUUUGCAGAUUUGUUUUGCCACUUCGAAUCUGUUACGGAUAUCACGCGCGGAAUUUUGGGACUCGUAACCGACUUGGUUUUUGGGACGCCAAAAACCCUAGCGGUUUCUUCCUAUAAAUACGCACGGGUGCCGGAUACAGAAGAUAGAGAACGCACAACGCACCUCACGCCUCAGCCUGCCUGCUGCGCCGCCGCGUGCGCUACUUCAUCCCGUUCGUCGGCGUGCACCGGCGAUCGGGAGAGCAGGUCUCCGGAACCUCAUCCUCAGUGAUCCUACACCGGGAGAGGGUGAAUAAGGUUUUUGGGAAGCGCUCUGCGCGACUGCUUGAACGCUUCCACAUCGCCGUCCUCUACGUCCUUGUCGCCACGGCUCGUCUUCCUCCUCGUCAGUGGGGUGCGAUUCGGCGUCGUCAAGCGCGCGGAGGUGCUGAUCGUCGCCGUCAUCCUCUUUACCCGGUUAUUCCGUUCAGCCUAGAGACGUACGGUUUUCUGUCCCUAACUACGUCUUUCAUACCUAGUAUGAUCUGGUUAGGAUUGAUCUUGCUGCUGCAAUAUUUUAUCUUGAAUCGCUUGAUCAGCGUGUUUACAUAUGUUCGUUUUCUAUACGCACUUUUCAUCAUGGUCAUGUUUUAUCUUCGGAUUAAUUUAAAACUAAAACUCUUAUUUAUUCCAUCAAUCCAAAAACCUUAUUAUAGAAAUUUUAGUUUCAUGGCUGGAUUUGUUGAUGCUUUGAGGCCCGAGAAGUUCUCUGGCGAGUACUUUAAGAGAUGGCAAACGAGAGUGAUUAUGUGGCUCUCUGCCAUGAACGUGCUGUGGGUGUCCAAGGGCAAACCUGAGGGGCCUCUUACCCCUGAGCAGGAGAAGGCGUUUACCGAGGCCAACACAGUUUUUGUGGGCGCUGUGAUCGGUACACUUGUAGAUCGUCUACAGGAUGUGUACCUUGAUCAUACAGACGCUAAAAAGUUGUGGGAUGCCCUGGAGGCUAACUAUGGCGGCACAGAUGCUGGCGCCGAGCUGUACAUUAUGGAGCAGUACCAUGACUACAAGAUGACCGAUGGGAAAUCUGUAGUCGAGCAGGCUCAUGAGAUACAGUGCAUGGCCAAGGAGCUUGAGCACCUCAAGAUCAACCUACCCGACAAGUUUGUGGCUGGUGGCAUCAUUGCCAAGUUGCCUCCUUCAUGGAGGGAUUUCGCCACUACGCUUAAACACAAGAGGAUGGAGAUAUCAGUGUCUGAUCUGAUAGCAUCCCUUGAUAUUGAGGAAAAAGCUCGGGCCAAGGAUGGGCGAUCUAAGGCUGCUGAGGGUCACACUAGUGCCAACAUAGUGCAGAAGUCUCAGGACAAAGGCAAGGGCAAGGGAAAAAAGACCAAGCCGCAGCGUACCAUUACUUUCAAGAAGAAGAAGUUCAAGGAAGAUCAAGGCUGUUUUGUGUGUGGAUCUACCGAUCAUUGGGCAAAGAAGUGCCCACACCGCAAAGGAAGGAAGUCUUCACCUGAGCAGAAGACUGCGAACAUGGUCACCAUGGCUGGAGUGGAAACCAGUGGACCGCUCGGGAUUCUACAGUGAUGAUGGGCAAUGGGUCGCAUGCUACUGUUCGUGGUGUUGGCACGGUUGAUCUGAAACUUACUUCGGGAAAGAUCGUGCAGCUGAAGAACGUGCAACAUGUUCCUACUAUCGGCAAGAAUCUAGUUAGUGGCUCCCUUUUGUGUAGGGAAGGUUUUAAAGUAGUGAUUGAGUCCAAUAAAUUUGUCGUAUCUGAGUGUGGAAAAUUUAUCAGUAAAGGCUAUGAGUGCGGAGGCUUGUUCCGUUUUUCAGUUUCAGAUUAUUGUAAUAAGUCCGUGAACUUAAUUUCUGAUGGUAUAAAUGAGAGU